Emericellopsis cladophorae is the source of this 1062-nucleotide messenger RNA. RefSeq names its product UDP-arabinose 4-epimerase-like protein. Bases 1 to 1062 code for a protein of 353 amino acids. The record is from RefSeq and is a predicted model, not a curated record. NCBI's taxonomy places the organism in Eukaryota, Fungi, Ascomycota, Sordariomycetes, Hypocreales, Bionectriaceae. The transcript has a single exon.
AUGACCUCUCACCAAUCCUACCGCAAGACGGUCCUGGUGACUGGUGCCAAUGGCUACAUUGGGUUCGCCGUCAGCAAAGCCUUUGUACGCGCCGGCUAUCGGGUUUUUGGACUCGUGCGGCGGGUCGAAGCCACUGUCGACCUGCAGGUCAACGAGAUCACGCCUGUCGUUGGCACCCUGGAUGACAUGGCCUGGGUGCCCAAUCUCCUCGAGGAGAGCAACACACUCAAUGUCAUCGUCAACUGUCUCGAAGCCUAUCCCGACUACGAAACGGUCUACCAGAAGCUCAUCGCCCUUUUCCGCCAAAUAUCUAUAAAAGGCAACGAGAAUGGGGUCCGCCCCCUGCUGUUGUGGUCAUCAGGCUGUAAAGACUAUGGGAUUGACGGCGCUCUUCACGGUGAUCCUGGCCUUGUGGCUCAGACUGAGGAGAGCCCCGUUGACGGGACGGCUGAGGCAGUGCGCUCGCGUGCCGAGACGUCCCUCCGAGUCUUCGAUCACCCAGAGCUCUUUGACGGUAUUGUCCUUCGCCCGACUUGUGUCUACGGCUACUCGAGUAGCUACUACGGCGCCAUGCUAGACUACGCUUCAGAGCAAGCCGACAAGGGUGAGCGAGCUCUGCGCAUCCCCGUGGACCCCAGGACACCGAUGCACGCGUGCCACGUCGACGACUGUGCCGAAGCCUACGUCUCGCUUGCUGAGCAUGCGCCCCGCGCUGAUGUCGCCAAUCAGGUGUACAACAUCUCAGCUCACCGCUACGAAACAGUUGGGGAAAUUGGCCAUGCCCUGGCUGCUGCGUACGGCUUUCCGGAUGGCGCGAGGUUCCCCCAAGAUGGGGGCGACUGGUUCCCGCCUCGGCUGUAUGUCAUGUUCAACUUCCCCCAGUGGGUGGGCAGCGGCAAGAUUCGUAGGGCAACGGGCUGGACGGACAAGAGGCCCCUCUUCCAGGAGGACAUUGGAGUCUUCAGGGCGGCGUAUGAGGCAGAGAAAGCUCGGGGCCAUGAGAACAUUGCAAAGUCGUCGCAGCGACUGCACGGAAUGGGCACCUUAGUCCACCCUCAGUGA